GCCCCGCGGCGGGGAGGGACCCACUGGGCGAGUGGAGGCUCCGGCGGUGUCAAUGGCUCCUCCUGCCACGGAGCAGCAGCAGAAGCAGCGGCUACGGGGUUGAGGAGGAGGAGGAGGAGGAAAGGUUCCUUUAAGGAGGAGGAACGACGACGCCUCUUUUUCCCUCUAUCUCCUCCCUUCACACUCAUUUCCCCUUCGCCGAGGAGAGAAGGGGGGGAGGAGAGAGAAGAGGCCGAAGAAAGAGAGAAAAAAUUCCUCACAGAAAUCUCUUUCAGGGGGUGUGGGGGGAGGAAGAGGAAAAAAAAGAGCUGGGCGCCCCCUGCUCCCUCCCUCCCUUCUCUCCCUCUCUUCUCCUCCUUCUCCCUUCCUCGCCCGCCCGCCCACUCCCCCCGCCGCCUGAGACGCCGCUCGGGAGUCGGCGGGACCGGAGUCUGUCUCCUCACCCGCCGACGCCGCGCUUCGCCUCGGGAUCCCCAGGCGGGCGGACGCCCUUUCUUUCUUUCUCUCUCUCUGCCCGUCUUUCUGUCUCCGUCCCUCGCGGCCGCCCCGCCCGGCGGUCUCGGCCUUCCCCGUGCGUCAGGCCCUCCCGCCCGGCCUCGCUCGGUCUCUGUCUCCGCCGGCCUUUCUCUUGAAUCGGGGUCUCGUUCACCCCCUCCGCCCUUCCCAUCUCCCCUUCCCCUCGCCCCCUUUCCUUCCUCCCCCUCCCCACCCCCUUCUCCUGCCCCGCAGCUCGUAGUGCGUGUGUGUGUGUGUCCCUCCGCCAACGCCGCCACCUCAGCCCGGCAAAUGAACUCCGUCCGAGCCGCCAACCGGAGACCCAGGCGAGUGUCGCGGCCGCGCCCGGUGCAGCAACAGCAGCAGCAGCCCCCGCAGCAGCCGCCGCCGCAGCCGCCCCAGCAGCAGCCGCAGCAGCAGCCUCCGCCGCCGCCGCAGCAGCAGCAGCCUCCGCCGCCGCCACCGCCGCCUCCGCCGCUGCCCCAGGAGCGGAACAACGCCGGCGAGCGGGAUGAUGAUGUACCUGCAGAUAUGGUUGCUGAAGAAUCAGGUCCUGGUGCACAAAAUAGUCCAUACCAACUUCGUAGAAAAACUCUUUUGCCAAAAAGAACAGCGUGUCCUACAAAGAGCAGUAUGGAGGGUGCCUCAACUUCAACUACAGAAAACUUUGGUCAUCGUGCAAAACGUGCAAGAGUAUCUGGAAAAUCACAAGAUCUAUCUGCGGCACCUGCUGAACAGUAUCUUCAGGAGAAACUGCCAGAUGAAGUGGUUCUAAAAAUCUUCUCUUACUUGCUGGAACAGGAUCUUUGUAGAGCAGCUUGUGUGUGUAAACGCUUCAGUGAGCUUGCUAAUGAUCCAAUUUUGUGGAAACGAUUAUACAUGGAAGUUUUCGAAUAUACUCGCCCUAUGAUGCAUCCUGAACCUGGCAAAUUCUACCAGAUUAAUCCAGAAGAAUAUGAACAUCCAAAUCCUUGGAAAGAGAGUUUCCAGCAGUUGUAUAAAGGUGCACAUGUAAAGCCAGGAUUUGCUGAACAUUUCUACAGUAAUCCUGCAAGAUAUAAAGGAAGAGAAAAUAUGUUGUAUUAUGAUACAAUUGAAGAUGCCCUUGGUGGGGUACAAGAAGCUCAUUUUGAUGGACUUAUCUUUGUUCAUUCUGGAAUAUACACUGAUGAAUGGAUAUAUAUUGAAUCUCCAAUCACCAUGAUUGGUGCAGCACCUGGAAAAGUAGCAGACAAAGUUAUAAUUGAAAACACUAGAGAUUCAACCUUCGUCUUUAUGGAAGGUUCUGAGGAUGCUUAUGUUGGAUAUAUGACAAUAAGGUUUAACCCUGAUGACAAAUCUGCUCAACACCAUAAUGCACACCACUGCUUAGAGAUUACAGUAAAUUGUAGCCCUAUUAUUGAUCACUGUAUCAUCCGAAGUACAUGUACAGUUGGCUCAGCAGUAUGUGUUAGUGGUCAAGGAGCAUGUCCCACUAUCAAGCACUGUAACAUCAGUGACUGUGAAAAUGUUGGACUUUAUAUAACAGAUCAUGCACAGGGAAUAUAUGAGGAUAAUGAAAUUUCCAAUAAUGCUUUAGCUGGGAUUUGGGUUAAAAAUCAUGGAAACCCAAUUAUUAGACGGAAUCAUAUCCAUCAUGGACGUGAUGUUGGUGUGUUCACAUUUGAUCAUGGCAUGGGUUACUUUGAAAGUUGCAACAUACACAGAAACAGAAUAGCAGGCUUUGAAGUAAAAGCCUAUGCUAACCCCACGGUGGUUCGAUGUGAAAUUCAUCAUGGGCAAACUGGAGGAAUAUAUGUGCAUGAGAAAGGAAGAGGACAAUUCAUAGAGAAUAAAAUCUAUGCAAACAACUUUGCAGGUGUAUGGAUUACCUCAAAUAGUGACCCAACAAUAAGGGGAAAUUCUAUAUUUAAUGGAAAUCAAGGGGGAGUUUACAUCUUUGGUGAUGGACGAGGCCUUAUUGAAGGAAAUGACAUUUAUGGCAAUGCACUAGCAGGAAUUCAGAUUAGGACAAACAGUUGUCCAAUUGUUCGACAUAACAAAAUUCAUGAUGGCCAGCAUGGUGGGAUUUAUGUGCAUGAGAAAGGACAAGGAGUAAUAGAAGAGAAUGAAGUUUAUAGUAAUACUCUGGCUGGGGUCUGGGUGACAACUGGCAGCACUCCAGUACUGAGAAGAAACAGGAUACAUAGUGGAAAGCAGGUUGGCGUUUAUUUUUAUGACAAUGGACAUGGAGUGCUAGAGGACAAUGAUAUCUAUAAUCAUAUGUAUUCAGGGGUUCAGAUAAGGACUGGAAGCAACCCCAAAAUUAGACGUAACAAAAUUUGGGGAGGACAGAAUGGUGGAAUUCUUGUUUAUAAUUCUGGUCUAGGCUGUAUAGAAGACAAUGAAAUAUUUGACAAUGCAAUGGCUGGAGUCUGGAUUAAGACAGAUAGUAAUCCUACACUAAGAAGAAAUAAAAUCCAUGAUGGAAGAGAUGGUGGCAUCUGUAUAUUUAAUGGGGGUCGAGGUCUCCUUGAGGAAAAUGACAUUUUCAGGAAUGCUCAAGCAGGUGUUCUCAUCAGCACUAAUAGUCAUCCAGUCUUAAGGAAAAACAGAAUAUUUGAUGGAUUUGCUGCAGGUAUUGAAAUUACAAAUCAUGCGACUGCAACACUAGAAGGCAAUCAGAUUUUUAACAACCGGUUUGGAGGCUUAUUUUUAGCAUCUGGUGUUAAUGUGACAAUGAAAGACAACAAAAUAAUGAACAAUCAAGAUGCCAUAGAAAAGGCUGUUAGUAGAGGCCAAUGUUUAUAUAAGAUAUCAAGUUAUACCAGCUAUCCCAUGCAUGAUUUCUACAGAUGUCACACUUGUAACACCACAGAUCGAAAUGCCAUAUGUGUGAACUGCAUUAAGAAGUGCCAUCAGGGACAUGAUGUAGAAUUUAUUAGACAUGAUAGGUUUUUCUGUGACUGUGGUGCUGGAACACUGUCUAAUCCUUGUACAUUAGCUGGUGAGCCUACACAUGAUACAGAUACACUAUAUGACUCUGCUCCACCUAUAGAAUCUAAUACAUUGCAGCACAACUGAAUUCCUUCCCUAAAGAAAAAGUCCUGCCAUUCUAACAUCAUAACUUAAAACAUUUUUUUUGGAAGAAGAUUUAAAAUAUUUGCCCAUGCUACAGGAAGAGACUGUAUUAAAAAUGGAUACACGAGGUCAGUUGACACUAUGAAGCUCAAGCUACCAAAAAGAAAGUGGCAAUAUAUUGACUCAGGAUCUCAAAGCUGGGUGUUUUAGCAUUACUGUGUAAAGACUUUUGAAGGGACAGAAGUGAAGAAAUAAGCUGCAAUUUUGUACAGAUACCAACUUCUCAAAAAAAGCUGGUGUUUUUACAACUAGCAUUGAAUGCAGUCCAAUUUGCAGUAGUACUCUUCAAUAGACAAGCAGCUUUGUUGCUGCCUUUAUGGACAUGGGUACCAAUUGCUUUUGUAAUAUGGUAAAAAUGUGAGCUAGCACUUCUGCGUUUCUUUUGAUUUUUUUUUUUAACAUGUAUUCAGAUUGAGAAAUAUGAUUUUAAUGCUUUAAUCUCAUGUAGUUUGUUUUUAAUUUCAAGCAAAUCUUCUUGUACUUGAAUGUGCCCUGUUUUGUUAGCACACCUAGACUUGCUGUAACUGUACUCAUGUCCCAGUAUGUACGUUCUUUCUAUGAAAGAGAAAACACUAAUCUUAAAUUAUAUCCAGCAAUGUUUCUGGUAUCCUUUAAGAAAAGUUAAGACUAUUAUUUCCUUCCCUUCCCUGUGCAGCAUUCAAAAAUCACCCCUAGAAAGUGAGUGUUUUAAUGAGACUUCCUAGGAAGGGAUGCACUGUAAAACAAAAGUAUUCUUGUAACUCAGUUUUGUGAAAGGUAAAAACUACUAUGUUUUAAAGUACACUUUAGAAAGUCUCUUCAAAACAGUCCUGUAUUUGAACUCUGUUCAUAGUUUUUUUUUGAACAGUUUAGACAAACUGCUGGAAAUUAAAAACAAUUUCCUGCAUUAAGCUGAGACAAGUAUAUAUACAGCCCUAUACAGUUUCAUAGCUCCCCCUCCCCCAUUUAUGUGUAUUGGUGACAGUGGGUAUAAACAGCCUGAAAGUGUAUGCAUGUACCAUAACAUCUAGACUUAAUAUAUUGUGGAGUAUUCAAUAACCAUUAUGUAGAAGGUAGAUAAGAAUUAAAAGGGUUUAAUUUCCUAGAAAGAAAAUGGAAAAAUGGUCAUUUUUAAAAAAUAAAGUUUAUUAGAUCAUAA
Leopardus geoffroyi (Geoffroy's cat) is the source of this 4753-nucleotide messenger RNA. RefSeq names its product F-box protein 11 (gene FBXO11). The transcript is spliced from 23 exons. Gene Ontology annotation, biological process: regulation of apoptotic process; ubiquitin-dependent protein catabolic process; protein ubiquitination. Lineage: Eukaryota; Metazoa; Chordata; Mammalia; Carnivora; Felidae. The record is from RefSeq and is a predicted model, not a curated record. The coding region runs from base 787 to 3558 and encodes 923 amino acids. Gene Ontology annotation, molecular function: zinc ion binding; protein binding.